AUGGCUUUUUCGUCAAGUCCAAUUGAUCUUGAUUCGAACUCAUCCUCAGUUGGAGAGAGUGAUAGUUUGUUAGGAAAUCUUGUAAUCUACAAAUAUAGUGAAGAUACUGUAAGGUUGGCGCUUGCGGAGAUGAGAACUUUGCAAGCUGCUCUUUUCAUCUCACUCAUCAACCUUCUCUUCUUUACCCUUGUCAGUGGUAAUUGCUACAUUUGUCCUAAGCCUUAUAAGCCAAACCCUAACCCAAGCCCGAGUACUAGUACUACUCCGGCAACCACGCAGAGCUGCCCCAUAGACGCCCUGAAGCUGGGAGUCUGUGCCAAGCUACUUAAUGGAACGGUCGGUGCAGUUGUUGGGACCCCACCAGAUGACCUUGCAUGCUGCUCUCUAAUUGGAGGGCUUAUCGAUCUUGAAGCUGCACUCUGCCUCUGCACUGCCAUUAAGGCUAACAUUCUUGGCAUCAACCUUAACAUUCCCGUUUCCCUUAGCUUGCUCAUCAAUACUUGUGGGAAGAACGUCCCCUCUGGCUUCCAAUGUGCCUAGCGACGCAUGCAUGACUUCUUUAGAUCUAUCUAUCUGAUUUGUAACGCUGCUGUGUAUUUGUGUGUUUUUUGUUACUUUUUGUACGUUUUUCUUAUCUCCUAGCCUUCAUGAUGAAGU
Juglans microcarpa x Juglans regia is the source of this 657-nucleotide messenger RNA. Its product is annotated as 14 kDa proline-rich protein DC2.15-like. The transcript is spliced from 2 exons. The coding region runs from base 1 to 540 and encodes 179 amino acids. NCBI's taxonomy places the organism in Eukaryota, Viridiplantae, Streptophyta, Magnoliopsida, Fagales, Juglandaceae. The record is from RefSeq and is a predicted model, not a curated record.